CCGCAGCCGAAGGAGUGGCCGCGCCCGCCGCAGGGAGGGAGGAGCAUCUGGGGAGGUUCCAAGUUGGCGGAGCCGCUGGGACCCCCGGACUCUCCAGCGGCCGCUCCGGGAAGGGCUGAGAGGCGAGCAGGGGAGGGGGCGCUGCCCAGCCCCGAGCCCCGACCCCCUGCCCGCCGCAGCACACCAUGCGCGCCGAGGCGGCGUGACCGGCUCCGCCCGCAGCCACCCCGCAGCCUGGCCCGGCGCUCGCGCCGGUCACACCGAGUGGCGCCCGGGAGCUAUGAGCCAUGAAGCCGCCCGGCAGCAGCUCCCGGCGGCCGCCCCUGGCGGGUUACAGCCUUCCCCGAGCCUCCAGCGCUCCCCGCGACGGCCCCGCCGGCCCGCCGCCUGCCCGCGCCCCGGCCCGCGCGCCGCCUGGCCGCCUGCUCCUCGUCCUUCUCCUACUGCUUCCACUCGCCACCUCGUCCCGGCCCCGCGCCCGGGGGGCUGCUGCACCCAGCGCUCCGCAUUGGAAUGAAACUGCAGAGAAAAAUUUGGGAGUCCUGGCAAAUGAAGACAACACAUUGCAACAGAAUAGCAGCAGUAAUAUCAGUUACAGCAAUGCAAUGCAGAGAGAAAUCACACUGCCUUCAAGACUCGUGUAUUACAUCAACCAAGACUCGGAGAGCCCUUACCAUGUGCUUGACACAAAGGCAAGACACCAGCAAAAACAUAACAAGGCUGUCCAUCUGGCUCAGGCAAGUUUCCAGAUUGAAGCCUUUGGCUCCAAAUUCAUUCUUGACCUCAUACUGAACAAUGGUUUGCUGUCUUCCGAUUAUGUGGAGAUUCACUACGAAAAUGGGAAACCACAUUACUCUAAGGGUGGCGAGCACUGUUACUACCAAGGAAGCAUCAGAGGUGUCAAGGACUCUAGGGCUGCUGUGUCAACGUGCAAUGGACUUCAUGGUAUGUUUGAAGAUAAUACCUUUGUGUAUAUGAUAGAACCACUGGAGCUGAUUCAUGAUGAGAAAAGCACAGGCCGACCACAUGUGAUCCAGAAAACCUUGGCAGGACAAUAUUCUAAGCAAAUGAAGAAUCUCAGUAUGGAAAGCAAUGCCCGGUGGCCCUUCCUAUCUGAGUUAAAGUGGCUGAAGAGGAGAAGGAAGCGAGCAGUGAAUCCAUCUCGUGGCGUGUUUGAAGAAAUGAAAUAUUUGGAACUUAUGAUUGUUAAUGAUCACAAAACGUAUAAGAAGUGUCGCUCUUCUCAUGCACACACCAAUAACUUUGCAAAGUCUGUGGUCAACCUUGUGGAUUCUAUUUACAAGGAGCAGCUCAAUACCAGGGUUGUUCUGGUGGCUGUAGAGACCUGGACUGAGAAGGAUCAUAUUGACAUCACCACCAACCCUGUGCAGAUGCUCCAUGAAUUCUCCAAAUAUCGGCAGCAUAUCAAGCAGCAUGCUGAUGCUGUGCACCUCAUCUCGCGUGUGACAUUCCACUAUAAGAGAAGCAGUCUGAGUUACUUUGGAGGUGUCUGUUCUCGCACAAGGGGAGUUGGUGUGAAUGAGUAUGGUCUUCCAAUGGCAGUGGCACAAGUAUUAUCGCAGAGCCUGGCUCAAAACCUUGGAAUCCAGUGGGAACCUUCCAGCAGAAAGCCAAAAUGCGACUGCACAGAAUCCUGGGGUGGCUGCAUCAUGGAGGAAACAGGGGUAUCCCAUUCCCGAAAGUUCUCAAAGUGUAGCAUUUUGGAGUACAGAGACUUUUUACAGAGAGGGGGUGGAGCCUGUCUUUUCAACAGGCCAACAAAGCUCUUUGAGCCCACAGAAUGUGGAAAUGGAUAUGUAGAAGCUGGGGAAGAAUGUGAUUGUGGUUUCCAUGUGGAAUGCUAUGGGCUGUGCUGUAAGAAAUGCUCUCUGUCCAAUGGGGCCCACUGCAGCGAUGGGCCCUGCUGUAACAGUACCUCCUGUCUUUUUCAGCCGCGGGGCUAUGAAUGUCGGGAUGCUGUGAAUGGGUGUGAUAUUACCGAAUAUUGUACUGGAGAUUCUGGCCAGUGCCCACCAAAUCUUCAUAAACAAGAUGGAUAUGCAUGCAGUCAAAAUCAGGGCCGUUGCUACAAUGGGGACUGCAAGACCCGGGAUAACCAGUGUCAGUACAUCUGGGGAACAAGUAGGUCGUGCUUUCCUGCUUGCUGCUCACACACAGAGGCUUCAGGGUCUGACAAGUUCUGUUAUGAAAAGCUGAAUACAGAAGGCACUGAGAAGGGAAACUGUGGGAAGGAUGGAGACCGAUGGAUCCAGUGCAGCAAACACGAUGUGUUCUGUGGGUUUUUACUCUGUACCAAUCUUACUCGAGCUCCACGUAUUGGUCAGCUUCAGGGUGAGAUCAUCCCAACUUCCUUCUACCAUCAAGGCCGAGUAAUUGACUGCAGUGGUGCUCAUGUGGUUUUAGAUGAUGAUACGGAUGUAGGCUAUGUGGAAGAUGGGACACCAUGUGGCCCAUCCAUGAUGUGUUUAGAUCGGAAGUGCCUACAGAUUCAAGCCCUAAAUAUGAGCAGCUGCCCACUUGAUUCCAAGGGGAAAGUCUGUUCCGGUCACGGGGUGUGUAGCAACGAAGCCACCUGUAUCUGUGAUUUCACCUGGGCAGGGACUGACUGCAGUAUCCGGGAUCCUGUUAGGAACCUUCACCCACCCAAGGAUGAAGGACCCAAGGUGAACAUGGCCACAAGCAGGCUAAUAGGUGCCGUGGCAGGCACCAUUCUGGCCUUGGGGGUGAUUUUUGGAGGCACGGGGUGGGGAAUAGAAAAUGUCAAGAAGAGGAGGUUCGAUCCUACUCAGCAAGGACCCAUCUGAGUCAGCAGCACUGGGUGAACGGGGCCUUGCACUGUUGGAUUCUGGGUAUGACAGGCUUUGCAGCAACGUUGCCGGAACUGUUCUGUCUGUAAACAAGACCGCUGGGUGGUAAUGAUACAGAACUAGAGUUGGGGUGGCAGGGAUGGGGUAAAAGAAAACCUUCCUUUUUGGAAAUAAUUUUUCAAAAAGCCCCUCCCACCACUUGUCAAUAAAAAGGGGCAAACGACGAUGUCCUAUGAAGAACUAUUUCAAAAAAAUUUUUUUCUAACUGAAAGAAGGAACAAGAAGAAUUAAGUGCAAUAAAAGAACCAUUAAAAAAUAGCAAAUUAUUUUUUUCUUUCCUGAGCCUGCUGGCACUUACUGUCUUCUAAAUGAUUUGGCAUGAUUUUUUUUUUCUUUUCCUACCACUGACACACCCCAAGUGGCAUGAAGAUCUAAUUUUUGAAAGGGUAAAAUCUGCAUGGCAUAUAUACAACAAGCAGCUAGCAAGCGAAUCCGCAGCAAACCUGCAGCUGGCUUCCCGAGGUGAAGACGGCAGAUGGGCAGGGCAUCUGCCUGGCCCCCACGCCCUAGUCUGCACCAGGCCACGAGCACUCUGCGGACCCCUGCUCUUGUUGACUCACUUUCCCAUUGUCUUUUCUCCUAGACUGAGCAUCCUUUGGAAAUGGGAGCUGGAAUUUGAACAAUGAUGCUAUUGUAUAGUUCUUUUAUAAAUGUAAAUAUGGAAAUAAGAGAUUUUGACACCUCAUUUUCGCUUGUCUGUAUUGAAAUAUUUUUCUUGUAAAGGUUCUCUGUAAAUCUGAGUUUAUCAUUUGCUCCCCAUCAUUUUGGUUUCUUUCCUCUAUUUCUUUCUCUGUCUUUGUCCUUCUCUUGUGUAACAUGUUGUACAAUGAUUGUUGGGCUUCCUUAAAACAGACAGAUGUAGCUGCAGAUGCAGGGAGUGUGGGCACAAGCCAGAUGCGAUUUAAAAAUGAGAUGCUUGAAUGAAAUGAAAUGCUUGAAACCAAAAAUAAACAAAGGGGAGGGGGACACAAACGACAAAAUAACCCAUGUGAAAAACUAAAAUUAUGUAAAUGCACAUAUAUGUACCGACAUGUCUCUAAAAUUUUUUGAUGUCGUUACAAACCUGUGUAUAUAAUGUAAGAAAGUAGACACCCUCUCAGAUUAAUCACAGAAGUGCCAAGCUCAUGAUUUUUCAUUUUUGGCUUUGACAAUUUUCUCUCCCUGUCUUUCAUGUGAAAGGAGGAUGAACUUAAAGCCUUAAAUUAAAAAAAUAAUUUUUAAAUGUUGACAGCUUGGGGGAAAACUUCAGCUUUCCAUUCAUAUCUAUCGUUAAUAUUUCAUCUGUGCUCCAUCUUCCAGCCUUGAAAUACACAUGGCAGAACCCCACUGUAAAGCGGGUAGUGGGGAUAGAAACAGCAGUUGCCGUCUCCUGAGCAUUGUGACAGGCUUCCUUGUUCGGCCCACGCGUGUUGCUGGUCUGUGGAAUGUUGUGCUGGGUGAGGAUGGGAUUCUGACACACCCAGACUCUCUUUCUCCCUCCAGGCAGGUUUGUGGACGUGGUCUGGGUUUCCAAGUCCCCUUCACUUAUUGCUUUUCCACUGAUGGUCAAGGUAGUUUCCAUUCAAGUGUGGAGCAUAGACAUUAGUAAAGAAUUUGGUCCUGGCUUUGUUUUGAAUGCAAGAACUUGCGUAUGAUCCCUUCAGGUGGCAUUCUUCCAGAGUAAGCUUUACUGAAGGCCCCAAAGAGCAGAAGAGGACAUGCGACUGUGCAGUUCACUUCACGACAACAAAAUCAGUUGCUAGAUUUAGCAUUAAGUCCCUUUUCAGCAACAUUCAUGACGCUAACCUCACAAUUUUAGGGUUGACUUUGGAAAGGGUUAUGUCCUUAAAAUGUAUGGCUUAAAACAGUGGGUUUUUUCCAGAUGUCUUUAAUUGUGGAAGUAUCACCGUCACAGAGCAGAAACCUUAAUUUCCAUAGGCUGCCAUAGGCCACACCCUAAUAUCUUCAUCCUGUUACUGCUUUCUGAGAACUAGGUGCUACACGAGUAUGCAGUCUUUCUCUAGAACUAGCUGUGUGUUUAUAUUGCAAUAACAGGGCUAUCUACAAGGUUUAUCAGCCUCACUCUUGGUUUCAUAAGACACAGGUUGUAUCUCCACCUAGUGGAAAUAGCUCUUUCAGCUUGGAGGAAACUCAGAUGACUUGGCAUCUCUUCCUGUCCCUGCACUGUUUAUGUCUCUCUUGCUGGAUCCUACUCCCUAGUUGAUUCUAAGCUGUCGCUUAGUACACCACACACAUUUCACUGCUCUUUGAGAGGCACCACGGUGACUUAAUAGAAACAAAACCAUGGUGGUUACAAAACAAGUUAAAUCUCUAUUAUUAACUUCUGAGCAUUUCACGAACAACAUUGUAAAUGUGCGAUGUUAUGUUUUAAAUCAGACCACAGUGGUCCCCAAAUACUAUGUACAUAUGGCAAAUGUUAGUGUAACUUUUUGUUACACUGGCAGUUUCAUAGGUAACCAAACCUAUGCUCCAAUGUUAAAUUAUUUGUGUGUAUAUGUAAAAUACACAAGCUUUAAGCUAUGUGUGUAUGAAUAUGAAAGAUAUUGCAACCAUACCAAUCGUCAACAAUGGAUUAUAAUUAUUUUUGGUGGUAUUAGGUUACGUAGUUUCAAACUCUGCUCUAUUUUCUCUUGCACAUGCCAUUCUUUUUUGUGGUGUGAAUACUUUGUUAUUCAUUUGAGCUCAAACCACAAGCAUAUCACUGUUUAAUGUUACCCAACAAGAGUGUUAAGUGAUGACAAGUUCCUAUUUCAUGUGCUCUACUUUUGCUGCAUUAAUUAACAACACCUGGAUGAGGAGAUGUGCACUAACUUCAUUGCUCAUCUGGGAUACUGCAUGAGCCCACUGAAUUAGAGCUACUCCUAUUAGAUAAAUGAGCAGUACACAUAGGUGCAUGUCAUGAAACAUGAAUCAUGUAGAGCUGUGCAGUUUAACAAGUGAUAUGUGUGGUUUUUUGUUUUUGAUUUUGUUUUUACUAUGCAAAGAUGGGAAAUGCACAAACCUCAAAGACAGUAUCUGAAGAACUUUACAAACAAUACUUGAAUCCUUUUGUUAACAUCACCCCAUCAUAUUUUAUAGUCAUUUUUGCUUCCAUUGUUAAUUUUCAUUUUAAAAUGGUUUGUAAGUUUUGUUUCAAGUUAAUAAAUUCAUUCAUAACCUGUUGGCUGCCUAUGAAUGGAGAUUCAGUAGUCAUUGUAUGCAACUUUUAGUAAGGUGUGUAUUAAAACUUUUGGUCACAUAGAAUGUUGUAGCUUUAUACUUUGGUGAUCUUUCUUAAGCCCUUUUACUGUGUUCUCUUACAUUGUUGAUUAAAUGGCCAUGUGUCUGAUAUCAUCAAGAGCUUUAGCACAUGUCUCUCAAUCAAAGGC
This is a messenger RNA of Manis pentadactyla (Chinese pangolin), 6256 nucleotides long. It is a transcript of the gene ADAM23, whose product is annotated as ADAM metallopeptidase domain 23. Gene Ontology annotation, cellular component: presynaptic membrane. Gene Ontology annotation, biological process: proteolysis. The transcript is spliced from 26 exons. Gene Ontology annotation, molecular function: metalloendopeptidase activity. Bases 288 to 2825 code for a protein of 845 amino acids. NCBI's taxonomy places the organism in Eukaryota, Metazoa, Chordata, Mammalia, Pholidota, Manidae. The record is from RefSeq and is a predicted model, not a curated record.